AGGGUUACGGCAGAAUGUGCAUAUGAGGAAUCAAGGGGAUGUAUGUGGCGUGUACAUGCUUCUGUUGAAAAAACAAAUGGGUUCUUCUACAUAAGGACUUUGAACAAUGAACAUACGUGUGGUGUGGCGGUUCGUACGAGUAAACAUUCGAGGAUGACUUCCAGCUUGGUUUCUGGGCUGAUACUUGAAGAGGUAAGUGCAAAACCUUUAACUCGUCCAGUGGAUGUUGUGAAAGGAAUGAAAGACAAGUAUGGGGUCUCAAUUAGUUAUAACUGUGGUUGGUUGAGUGUUGAGAAAGCAAAAUGUAGUACAUAUGGGGAUUCUUGUUUGUCAUUUGAUCAAUUACGGUGGUAUUUUGAUGAGGCAUUGAAGAACAAUCCAGGGAGUCGUUUUGAGUUAGAUUUUGAAGAUAACAAGCGUUUCAAAAGAGUGUUUGUGGCUUUUCAUGCAUGCAUUGCUGGUUUCAAAUAUUGUCGGUCAUUGCUUUUUCUUGAUGGAACAUUUUUGAAAGGACGAUACAAAGGAGUUAUGCUUGCUGCAACGGGGAAAGAUGGGAAUGAAGGUUUUUUUCCUGUAGCUUUUGCUGUUGUUGAUGCUGAGAAUAAAGACAAUUGGUGUUGGUUUCUUGAACAUUUAUAUGGAGUAUUAGGAUUAGAAAGGGUGAUAAGUUUCAUAUCAGAUCGACAUUGUGGAAUUGUGGAGGGAAUUGCUAGCAUUGAAGAUGCUAUGAUUUUACCUCCAUUGAGCAAGAGACCUGUUGGGAGGCCGAAGAAAAACAGAAUUGCUUCUAUUGGAGAGUUUAAAAGGAGUUUGUGGAAAGACUCAAGAUUUUCUGAUGUUUAUAGGUUGAGGCAAGACGUACGCAUCAGCAUCAAGCACUUCUUUGUCCUUCGUGCUUUGCUCAACUUGCUUUACAGCUUGUUUUGA
Molecule: messenger RNA, 927 nt
Organism: Camellia sinensis
Lineage: Eukaryota; Viridiplantae; Streptophyta; Magnoliopsida; Ericales; Theaceae
Source: RefSeq, a predicted model, not a curated record